AUGUUUCUCUCUAGCACUGAAUCUAGUAUAUUUAGUGAAACUGGUAGUGAUAGUUUUAGUGAAAAUGAGUACACUUUUAACCCAGAAGAAAAUAUAAAAAAUGUAAAAAAAUUUAAUAAAAUAAUUAUAAAAUUAUUUUUAAAAAAUAGAAAAUAUUAUGAACAAAUAAAAUAUAUAGCACUCACAUAUUUAAGUAAAAUAGAAGAUAUUGAAUUUGAUAGUGCUCAAAAAAGCAAUAAAGGAACGAAUGAACAUAUAUAUAGUUUUUAUUUUGAUACAUAUGACGCAAUUGAAUAUGGAGAAAAUGAAUUAAUAUAUUAUAUGCAAAAUAACUUUCAUAAAUUUAUUGAUGUGAUAAAUAAUUACUCUAUUCCAUUUUUCUUUAGAUUAAUUUUUAUAAAUUGUUAUUUUGAAUUCUUUCAUAAUGAAGAAUUAAAAAAAAAAAAGCACAAAUACGAAUUUGGUAAGAAAUAUAAUUCUAUGUAUAAUAAUGAUAGUAGUAAAGAGACUGAUUCUAUUAACAAAACGUGUAAUAAUUUUGUAAGUAGCAAUGAUUGUGAAAAAAAAGAAAGAAAAAAAGAUGGAUAUGAAGAUAAAAAUAUAAAUAAGGAUGAAUAUGAAUAUGAAGAUGAAGAUGAAAAUGGAAAUAAGGAUGAUAGUAAAGACGAAUAUAAGGAUAAAGAAAAAAAAGAUGAUAUUUCUUUUUUUUACGAUUUUAUUGAUUAUGAUUUUAAUAAAGACAAAAAGAUUAUGGAGGAAAUUGAUAUAUACAGUGCAUUUUUAAUGAAAGGUCUUUUAUAUUCAUAUAAAAAUUCUUCCUUUUUAAAAGAUUUGAAUAUAAAAUUAAAAAUCAGUAAUUGUUUAAAAAUGAUAUUUGAUAAACACAAUAUAAAAAUUAAGUGCCGAGUAAUAAAUAUUCCUUAUAUUCAUGAUAUUCAUAUAAAUUAUUUACAAGAAAUAGAAAAUAAACAUAUCGGAAAAUUUAUAACUGUAGAAGGAAUAAUAACAAGAGUAGGAGAAAAGAAAAUAUUAGAGGAAUGCAAAAAAUAUAGGUGUAUGAAAUGUGAUAAUAUAAUUCAAAAAAAGGCUAUACCUGAAUUGUAUUAUAAUACUCAAACAAUAUUUAUGUGCCCCAAUUAUUAUAUAAACACUAACAUACCUUAUGAACAAAGUGAAGUAAAUCGAAAAAAAAAAAAAAAUAAUAAGCAAAAAAAAAAAAGUUACAUAAUAGAUAUUAAAAAUAGUAAAUAUCCAUUCAAGAGCAAAUGUAAUGGCACAAAUUUUGAAUUAAUAGAAAGUGAAAUUAGAAGAGUUGAUUAUCAAGAAAUAAAAAUAAGGGAAGCAAGCAAAACAAAUAUACCUCAUUCAAUUACGGUGGUGCUUUUAGAAAAUCUAGUGGGAAGAUAUAGUCCAGGAAAAAAAGUAAUUAUAAAUGGAAUAGUUCUAAGAAGGUGGAAAAAAUUGUACAAGGAUAUCAGAUGUGACUCUGAAUUAUUUAUUGAAGCUAACAAUAUUGAAGUUAAAAAAUUGGAAAAUAUAAAAUACAAAGAAAUAUCUUUAGAUGAUGACUUUGCUAAGAGCAUAAAUAUAAUGAAUAAAGCGCGUAUAAAUGAAGAAAUAGAAAACAUAAGUAUAAAAGAAAAAUGUUUUGAAAAUAGUAUAGAAAAGAAUAACUUCAUAAAUAGUAUGAACGAAAACAAAAAUAAUUCUCUUUUUCUUCACGAAAAAAAUAGUAACAUAAAAGAUUAUUUUACGGGAACGAUAAAAGAAAAAAAUAUGUAUAAUUCUUAUUUGAAUAUUCCAAUGAAUAAUGUAGAAAAGCUUUUUGAAAGUUAUUGGAUUCUUUUUAAAAAUAAUAAAAUAGAAGGAAAAAAAUAUAUAUGUGAGAGUAUAUGCCCAAAUUUAUAUAAUUGUAAAUUAUCAAAAUUGUCUUUAUUGCUAGUUUUAAUUGGUGGAAAUAAAACAAACGAAUAUGAUUCCUUUUAUAAUGAAAAUAAUAAAUGGAAAAAGUAUUUUAAUAAGAAUUAUGAGGAUAAAAAUAAUUAUUUGGAAAAUGACAAAAUUUUCCUAUAUGAAAAUUUAUAUAAAAGUAAAACUGAGAAAGAGAAAGAGAAAGAGAAAGAGAAAAAGAAAAAGAAAAAGAAAAAAAAAAAACAUAGAAAAAGACAAGAGAAAAUUUCAUCAGAAAAUUAUGAUAAAAGAACACUCUGUCAUUUACUAUUGGUUGGAGAUCCAGGAACAGGAAAAUCUCAAUUAUUAAAAGAGGUGCAAAAAUUAAGUAAUAUUUGUAUGAACGUGUCAGGCAUGUUUUGUACUACUGCAGGAUUAACUUGUGCAGCAAUAAAAGAAGGAAAUAAUUUUAUGCUAGAGAGUGGAGCUUUAGUUUUAGCUGAUAAUGGAGUAUGUUGUAUUGAUGAAUUCUGCUUAAUGAAAAAUGAAAAUAAAAAUGCUAUUCAUGAAGCAAUGGAACAAUUAACUAUAUCUGUUGCAAAAGGUGGGAUAGUUGAUAAACUAAAUUGUAGGUGUACCAUUAUUGGUGCUUCUAAUUUCGAGUUAAAUAAAAAUGUGAAAGGAAAUGUAGCUAGUUGUGAAAAUAAAGUACUUAUUAUUAACCUUUCUUAUGCUUUAUUAAGUCGAUUUGACUUAGUAGUAAUAACAGAAGAUAAUAAUUAUAUAGAUUCAAAAGUUGCUGAUUAUGUAUUAUCUCAAGACUUAGAAGCAAAUACAGCUAAUCACAUAAAUAAACAUAAAGAAAAAAAAAAGGAUACAGAAAAUAAUAUUCCGGAUGAAAAUAAAAACAGUUUAUCAAAAUUAUAUUAUUCUAUCAAUAAUUCUGAACAGCAUGACAUUUAUUAUUCUUCCUUUUCUUCUCAACAUAAUAAUAGAAAAAUUACAUGGCCUAGUGAAAAAAUUAAGGAAUAUAUUUACUAUGUAAAAAAUAGUUGCUUUCCGAAUUUUGAUAAAGAUGCUAAGUUAAUUUUAAUUACUUAUUACUCUAAUUUAAGAAAAUAUAAUAAUGGAGAUAACGGAACAACAAUAAGAACAUUGGAAAGUUUAAUAAGAUUGAGUGAAGCACAUUCAAAAUUAAUACUUAACAAUUUGGUUUUACCAGAUGAUGUUAUAAAUAUAAUUCUACUAGUAGAAUUAAGUUUAAGAGGCUUUCAAAUAGCUAUUAAAACAAAUUCAAAUAAUAUUUUAAUAGCUAGAACUGGUAUUCUUGAAAACUUAAAUGAAUUGUUAGAGACUUAUAAUAAAAAUAAUAAUAAAUUUUAUUCAUUAGAUGAUGUUUUAUUCAUUGAUUCUUUAUAUACUUAUUUUAAAGAAAUUAUUUUAGAAAAAUUAAAUUUAAAAGAAAUAAAUGGAAGUAUUCAUAAAAUGGAAUGA
This is a messenger RNA of Plasmodium relictum, 3384 nucleotides long. It is a transcript of the gene MCM9, whose product is annotated as DNA helicase MCM9, putative. The transcript has a single exon. NCBI's taxonomy places the organism in Eukaryota, Apicomplexa, Aconoidasida, Haemosporida, Plasmodiidae. Gene Ontology annotation, biological process: double-strand break repair via homologous recombination. Gene Ontology annotation, molecular function: ATP binding; single-stranded DNA helicase activity; single-stranded DNA binding. The coding region runs from base 1 to 3384 and encodes 1127 amino acids. Gene Ontology annotation, cellular component: MCM complex; nucleus. The record is from RefSeq and is a predicted model, not a curated record.